GAUCAGAUCCUUGUGUUCAACUCCUUCCAUGAGGGCAGCUGGCAGGAAGAAGAGCGAGCGUCAGUCAUAUUCCCAUUCCAAACAAAUAGGAUCUAUACGGUGGAAUUUGUCGCAAGUGGUCGAAAUACCGUUUAUGUGUAUGUGAACGGACAAUUACUAUACGAGUUUCGCGAACGUCAAUCUGGCACGCAUGUAGCAUCUGUUGAAGUUGGAGGCGACAUCAAUAUCCAUUCAGUUCAUAUAAUCUGA
Molecule: messenger RNA, 249 nt
Organism: Strongylus vulgaris
Lineage: Eukaryota; Metazoa; Nematoda; Chromadorea; Rhabditida; Strongylidae
Source: the annotation of a GenBank genome assembly